Molecule: messenger RNA, 1014 nt
Organism: Nematolebias whitei (Rio pearlfish)
Lineage: Eukaryota; Metazoa; Chordata; Actinopteri; Cyprinodontiformes; Rivulidae
Gene: kctd12.1
Product: potassium channel tetramerisation domain containing 12.1
Exons: 1
Coding region: 34-885 (283 amino acids)
Biological process (GO): protein homooligomerization; regulation of G protein-coupled receptor signaling pathway
Cellular component (GO): postsynaptic membrane; presynaptic membrane
Molecular function (GO): protein binding
Source: RefSeq, a predicted model, not a curated record
CUGAUCCUCCAGCAGCUCAGCGGCUCACAGACGAUGGCACUGGUCGACACGGAGCGCGCUGCGUCCGGCUGCGGGGGCCCGAGCUCCCCGUUCUCAGAGAUCAUCGAGCUGAACGUGGGGGGGCAGGUCUACGUGACCCGGCACAAAACUCUGAUCGCGGUGCCGGACUCGCUCCUGUGGACCAUGUUCAGCAAGAAGUCCCCCAAGGAGCUGGCGAAGGACAGCAAGGGGCGCUUCUUCCUGGACAGGGACGGCUUCUUGUUCCGGUACAUCCUCGACUACCUCCGAGACCUGAACCUGGUCCUCCCGGACUACUUCCCGGAGAAAAGCCGGCUGCAGAGGGAGGCGGACUUCUUCCUGCUGCGGGAGCUGUCCAAGCGCCUCAGCCCGCGCGUGAGUAAGGAGAACUCGAUGAGUGAGGAGAUCAUCCAGAGCGACACGGAGGACGGCGCGCCGCAGCCCGACGCGUCUUUACGCACGGUGUCUGUGAGCGGAGCCGUGCGCUCCCCGUCCCUGGACUCCAGGAGGUCCGGAUACAUCACCGUGGGAUACCGUGGCUCCUACACCAUCGGCAGAGACAUCCAAACUGACGCCAAGUUCAGGAGGGUGGCGCGCAUCACCGUCUGCGGGAAGACGUCCCUGGCGAAGGAGGUGUUCGGAGACACGCUGAACGAGAGCAGGGACCCGGACAGACCCCCGGAGAGGUACACCUCCCGCUACUACCUCAAGUAUAAUUUCUUGGAGCAGGCGUUUGACAAGCUGACAGAGGCUGGCUUCCACAUGGUGGCCUGCAGCUCCACGGGCACCUGCGCGUACACCAGCAACGAUCCAAGCGAGGACAAAAUCUGGACUAGCUACACUGAAUAUGUCUUCUGCCGGGAAUAACCCGCAGCAGCUCGGUCUUUUCACUUCAAUGUAAAUAUAUGUAGAACAAGCUAAAGGUGGAAUGUCUUUAAAAAAGUACAGAAAUGUGCUGAAAGGAAACUUCAGGGGGAGAUGAGACAAUUGGACUUU